Molecule: messenger RNA, 5995 nt
Organism: Tarenaya hassleriana
Lineage: Eukaryota; Viridiplantae; Streptophyta; Magnoliopsida; Brassicales; Cleomaceae
Product: nuclear pore complex protein NUP214
Exons: 18
Coding region: 118-5736 (1872 amino acids)
Biological process (GO): RNA export from nucleus
Molecular function (GO): structural constituent of nuclear pore
Source: RefSeq, a predicted model, not a curated record
AUCUCCGGCGACAAAAUGCCCGACGAGCCAGGGUUCGUCGUUUCGAAUCCCGCCUGAAAACCUCUCCAAAACCCUUGCCAUCGAAGCUGCGGAAGCAAGCUCGGUAGAUUUUCAGAGAUGGGAAAAGUCAAGAUCGAAGAAGAUUUGGAAGGAGACCACGUAGACUCGACCGACUACUACUUUGAGAGGAUAGGCGAACCUAUCCCUAUCAAGCAGGACGAGGGCCAAUUUGAUCUCGAGAACCCGCCGUCGCAGCCUCUCGCUGUCUCCGAGCGCCGAGGCGUCGUUUUUGUUGCCCAUACAUCUGGGUUUUUUGUUGCGAGGACAAAGGAUGCCAUUUGUGCUGCCAAGGAGAUUACGGGGAAGAGUAGUAAGUCUUCAAUCCAGGAUUUGAGCCUUGUGGAUGUUCCUCUUGGGAACGUUCGUAUUCUGGCGCUCUCAGCUGACGACUCGAUUCUCGCCGUCUCUGUCGGCGCUGAAGUUCAUUUCUUUUCGGUGGAUUCGCUUCUUGAGAAGGAUGAGAAACCAUCUUUUUCACAUUCGCUGGAGGAGUCAGGCUUCAUAAAGGAUUUUCGGUGGACAAAGAAAGAGAAACAUACUUAUGUUGUUCUUUUUAACCAAGGGAAGCUUUAUCAUGGAGUUGAUAAUAAACCCCCUAGACAUGUUAUGGAUGGUGUUGAUGCCGUCGAAUGGAGUUCGAAAGGAAGUUUUAUUGCCGUGGCCAAAGAUAACAACCUUCAGAUUUUUUCAUCAAAGUUUAACGAGAAGCUUUGUAUAUCUCUGUCAUUUGAUACCUGGGUCAGUGAUUCUGGUUCAAACUGUGCCGUAAAAGUCGAUUCUAUCAUGUGGGUACGACGCGAUUGUAUCAUUCUCGGGUGCUUGCAGUUGAUUGAUGGUAGGGAAGAAAAUUACCUUGUUCAAGUCAUCAGAAAUCCAGAUGGAAAGAUUACUGAUAGUUCAUCCAACCCGGUUGCUUUGUCCUUCAAUGAUUUGUUUCCCUGUCUGAUGGAUGAUGUGGUUCCUGUUGGCAUUGGACCUCAUUUGUUCUUCAGCUACGUAGAACAAGGCAAAUUUGCAGUUACAGCAAACAGAAAGAAUACAGAUGAGCAUAUAAAGUUGCUUAUCUGGUCACCUGGAGAUGAUUUAAGCGCAGUUGCUGUUGUAGAUAUUGAACGAGACACUUUUUUGCCAAGGAUUGGGCUCCAAGAAAACGGAGACGAUAAUAUGAUAAUGGGACUAUGUAUCGAUAAAGUUUCCAUUGAGGGGACUGUUAAAGUGCACCUUGGAGUUGAUGAGCAGAAAGAACUCGCCCCUUAUUGCAUUCUUAUGUGCCUUACUUUGGAGGGAAAACUGGUCAUGUUCAAUGUUGCUAGUACUGCAGGAGCUUCAGCUUCAUCAGAUGUUGAUCUGGCCUCUUCUUCUGACAGUGAAGAUGCUUGCGCGCUUCCAAUUGAAGUUGGUCAAAUGAAACAAUCUUCUAAAUCAGAAGUACAAACAGGAGAACUAAAAGUUCUUGCACUUAAGGAAGAUAGACAUCUCGAUUCCGAGAAUUCAGUCUCAAUUUUCUUAACCGAACAAAGUUUCCAGAACAAAUUUUCAAGAAAGCCGGAAAUUGAACCUGUGAGAAGUACAGUGCCUUCCGAAACAAGUGAGCAACAAAAAGUUCAUGCUGGAAAGCCAUUACUAGUAUCAGAAGGUCAAAAAAUAGUGUUUUCUAGGGAGUUGGGAGCAGGUUUUGGGAAAACACCGUCGAACCUAGGAGAUGGUGCCCAAAAAUUUCCAGGGUUUGGAUCUGUGGCUCCUUUUCCAGACAUGCUUCAGAAGGAUAUUUCUGACCAGAAUAAGUUUAGGGAUUUGCAGGCGAAUUUUAAGCCACCAAAAAGUAGUACAACUCUUUUUAGUUCUACUAGUCUGCAGAAUGCUACAUUUUCACCACCACAAAGUGCUCCAGCUCAACCGUGGUCGACUGGGAAUGGCUUCUCACUUCAGGGUUUUGGUUCUAAAUCUCCUUUUUCAUUUGCUAAUGAUACUCCGCAGAAACAUCCUGAGAAAGCUGGAUCUGUUUAUGUAAAUCCUCCUGGGAGCAUCAGUGACAAAGCUGUUCAAAGAAAAGAGAUUGCUACUGUGUCUGCUUUCGUCAAUGUUUCUCUUCUACCAGCUCAGAAUCAGGAUUCUGUGGAAGGGGCAGAAAAAAUCGAGCCAUUACCUUCGAUCCACACCUCUCAGCUAUCAUCACAAGUCAACUCUUCCUUCGAGAAGUCCUCUACUCAUCAGCUGCACAGAAAUUUGCCCCAGGCAGGGGCAUCCAAAUCUGAACCAAAUUUAUCAAAGCAAUUCAGUAAUAUUAAUGAAAUGGCCAGAGAAUUAGAUAUGCUUUUACAGUGUAUAGAAGGACCAGGUGGUUUCAAGGAUUCUUGCACUAUUUUGCCGAAAGAUUCGGUUGAAAAACUGGAGCAGGGACUUGAAAACCUAGCUGAAGAGUGCCAGACAUGGAAGAACGUAACUGAUAAGCAGCUGGCCGAGAUCCAACAUCUCCUUGACAGAACUGUUCAAGUUUUGGCAAGGAAGACAUACAUGGAAGGUAUCGUUAAGCAAACUUCUGAUAAACAAUACUGGGAACUCUGGAACCGCCAGAAGUUGAAUCCUGAACUUGAGGCUAAGCGACAAUAUAUAAUGACACUAAAUAAGGAUUUGACUCAUCAGCUGAUUGAACUAGAGAGACAUUUUAAUCGGCUUGAACUUGAUAGCUACCAUGAGGACAGUGGACUUCACAUGGCUAAAAGAGCAACAUCCAAUAAGUUUGGCCCUUCCAGGCGCAUGCAGUCCCUGCUCAGUCUUCGUAAUACGAUGAGUUCCCAGUUGGCAGCAGCCGAGCAACUCUCCGAGUGUCUUUCUAAACAAAUGUCAUUUCUGAGAAUAGAUUCACCUGUAAAAAAGAAUGUUAAGCAGGAGUUGUUUGAGACAAUUGGUAUCCCUUAUGAUGCCUCUUUCAGUUCACCCGAUGCUGCAAAAGCUAAAGAUGCAUCUUCAGUAAAGAAUCUAUUGCUUUCUUCUGGUUCUGCAAGUGUUAAAGUACAGUCAAGUAGGCGUCAAUCAUCUGCUAUGAAAAGUUCCAUCUCAGAAACGGCUAGGAGGAGAGACUCAUUAGACAGGAGUUGGGCGUCAUUUGAGCCUACAAAAACAACUGUGAAAAGGAUGCUUUUGGCGAAACAACAGAAGACAUCCUUAAACGAACAGACUUUUGAGAGACAAGGGCAAUCACUGCUUCGCCUGAAAGAUCAUGCAUCACCUUUAUUCCCCUUGAACAAAGGUAUUCAGGAAUCAUUGCCACAUGAGAUUUCUGAAACUCAAUCAAUCCGAUUCAGAUGGGCCAAUGGCCCCUCCGAACAGUCAAGCCCCUUGGUCUCGAGACCACCUUUGCCACAAGCUGGCAGUCCAUUCCCGCCAUCUUCUACCUCUGGGUUGAAGCCAGGUCUCAAUUUUUCUGAUGCCAAGUCAAGUAGUAUGCCUUCUCAUGCCGAGAAAGCUGCCCCCCAGCUCAUCAAGGAUAGUAAGGCAAUUUCACAGUCAGGAUCAGACAUGAUGCUCAAACCAUUUACUUCCCCGGUUGUUUCUGCACGGAUGGCAAAGAAAACUGAUGAACUUAAAUUUUCUGAAGGGAAACCUAAUGCAUUUGCAGGUGCAGCUACCGGAAGAAUUCAGCCGCUUAUGGGAACCUCAACGAGCCCUGCUACGGAUCCUAGCAAAGGUUUUGGUUCUCAAGUGUCUCCCAUGUCAACUGGAGCUACUUUUCCUGGAAAAUCUCCAUUAGGAUUUCCUACUAGUAGCGGUAUUUUUGGUGAUAUAUUGAAAAUUCCUGCGACAACUGUAUCCGUUUCAGCUCCACCAGCAUCUAGCUUGGCAGUAGCUUCCAUGGCAACCAUUUCCAGUCCAUCAUCAACUCUAGUGAGGGUAUCUCCAAUUUCAUCUUCUACACAAGUUUCAGCUCCAGCAUCUACUACCCCCGUCAGCUCAGCUUUGGCUCCCCAAACUUCGUCUUCUGCAUCUGUGUCUACAUCUACAGCACCAGCCACAGUGUUCAAUGUGCCAUUUGGUAAAUCUUCAUCUACCUCAACAGCUGGAUUCGCUUUGAAGUUAUCAGCUUCAUCUCCAUUGACCUCGCCUGUUAGUUCAUCAUCAACUGUCCAACCUUCAGUAUUUACGCCAUCCUCUACUGCACCCACGGUUUCAGCUGGACCAGUACUUGCGAAGUCUGAAACCAGUUCAUCAGCUCCUUCAUCAUCAUCAACCUCAAUAUCUGGAUUCACUUUCAAGUUAUCAGCUUCAUCAUCCUCAGCAAGUAGCUCAUCAUUUACAGCUCAAUCAUCGUUAUUUACGCCAUCCUCGGCUGCCCCGGCAGUGUCAUCUGGUCUUGUCUCGGUGAAGUCUGAAGCUAGCUCUCCGUCUGAGGCUGAUCAUUUAGUUUUGCCAACCACCUCCUCUUCUACCGCACUUGGUGUCUCUGCCACUUCUGCUUCUCCUCAGGCUUCCCAAAUUUCAGCUCCAUCUUUUGCUGUUUCCUCUAUAAAGCCCGUCUCGGAGUCUCCUGUGACAGAGAAACAAACUUCAACUGGUCUAAAACAGGGAACUUCUGUAGACUCUGCAGCAAAAGAGACAACUGUGAAGCCUGAGAUGUCAGUGAAUAAGGAUAGUUCAGAGCCUGAAAUUGCAGUAUCCACUAUAAGUUCUUCUGGGUUCUUACCCGGACUUUCAUCUGGAACCCUGUCUAGCCUUGUCAGCAUGGCACCACCUUCAUUUGGCUUCUCAACGAGUUCUCAACAGCAGCGACUGUCGUCUACCCCUGUUGCUUUCUCUGCGCCCUUACCAACUUCCGCGAGUCUCUUUGGUGAAAAGAGAGAUGCUUCAGUUGCUGGAGAUAAUCAGGAAGAUGAAAUGGAGGAAGAAGCUCCAGAGGCUAGCCAGUCAACUGACUUUACCCUGGGAGGUCUUAAAGGUUUUGGGCUCGGAUCAACUCCAAACGCUGCUGCUCCCAAAGCAAACCCAUUUGGUGGUCCCUUUGGUAAUUCCACAACAACACCGGGGAGCAGUCCGUUCAAUAUGACGGUUCCCAGUGGAGAGCUGUUCCGCCCGGCAUCAUUUAAUUUUCAACCGCCUCAACCGUCUCAACCAGCAGCAGGUUUUGGCGCGUUUUCUGCAGCACCUUCUCAAAGUCCUCCCACUCAAAGCGGGUUUGGGCAACCGUCACAGAUUGGGGCGGGACAGCAAGCGUUAGGGUCAGUUCUUGGGUCAUUUGGGCAGUCAAGGCAGCUUGGUCCUGGUCUUCCAGGAUCUGGGUUUGGCUCUCCUCCUAGUGGGUUUGGAGCCGCUAGUCCAGCGGGUGGUAUCUCAAGUGCACCAACAGGCGGGGGGUUUGCAACUGCUGCUUCUAAUCCAGCCGGCGGAUUCGCUUCCUUGGCCACAGCUGGUAAGGGGGGAUUUGCUGGUCUUGGUUCAGGCAGUGGAGGAUUCGGUGGCUUUGCUGCUGCCUCCACAGGCAGUGGAGGAGGUUUUUCAGGAGCAGGUGGAGGGUUCGGAGGCUUUGCUGCUGCUUCUGGUGGUGGAGGUUUUGCAGGAGCUGCCGGAGGAGGUGGUGGGUUCGGGGCUUUCGGGGGUCAAGGUGGCGGUGGUUUCUCGGCCUUUGGUAGUGGCAACGCAGCAGGAAAGCCUCAGGAACUCUUCACUCAGAUUAGAAAAUAGACAUCCUAUGACUUAUGUUGCAAGUCAGAUGCUGCCUCAGUUAGAAUCACACUGUAGUCAGUGUAGAGUGUCUGCUUCACUCCUUUAUUGUAUUAGCCACUUGAGUUGUCAUAGUUUUAAGAAAGAGAAAGCAGUAGUUCCUUUAUUGUAUUCAGCCUUGCAAGUUUCACUAAAACCACCUGUAUGUGUCUUUUGAAAGAUCUUGUGGAAAAGAUUUCCAAAGAGUAACUUAGAUAAAUAAAAAAUGGUUUAAAUUUUA